AUGUCUUGCGGCUGCAUCAACAACGAUACCAUGGAAUCAAAUGCUGUUUUAAUAGAAAAGUGCAAACAAGGUUCAUUGACCGAGGUUAAAGACGUCGUCGAAAAGUAUGCAAACUCAUCUGUUAUAGGUGCGUUACAUCAAGCCUCUGCUCGUGGAGCCGUGGAUAUUGUUACCUAUCUGGUUGACCAGCAUGCUAAAAUAUCCGACAAAGGAGGGCGAACAGCCCUCCAUGGUACUGUUGGAUAUGGCUCCGUUGAGCUGGCCAGGCGACUACUUCAUCAUGGUGCUGAUGCGAAUUGCCAAGACAACGACGACCGAACACCACUCCACUGCAGCGUACUGGGAGACGAAUCAAAAAAACAUAUCAAGGGCAUGGUGGCCCUCCUGGUUAAAAACGGAGCUAAUAUUAUGAUACUUGAUGGCAACGGCCGACAGGCCUGCUGGCUGGCCCGCGGAAAGCCAGAGAUUCAGAAGUUUCUCAAUGAUGAGGAAGAUCAACGCGCGAAUAUGGGAGUGAAGUGA
Messenger RNA from Fusarium oxysporum Fo47, 522 nucleotides. RefSeq names its product ankyrin repeat-containing domain protein. Gene Ontology annotation, molecular function: protein binding. The record is from RefSeq and is a predicted model, not a curated record. The transcript is spliced from 2 exons. NCBI's taxonomy places the organism in Eukaryota, Fungi, Ascomycota, Sordariomycetes, Hypocreales, Nectriaceae. Bases 1 to 522 code for a protein of 173 amino acids.